GAGGAACUAUUCUUGAAAUCACAGGAGGGAACUUGUAGCUCACGCACUUUUAGCAGACAGAGACACUGAAAGAACCUACAGCUCAAAUACUAAAGUGUUGCCAAGAUGAAUGACACCAACAGUUCCAAAGAAUGUGACUGGUACUUCCAUCGCAACACAGCAAGAAUUCUGCUGCCAAUAUUUUAUACUGUGAUUUUCGUGUUUGGACUCUUUGGAAACAUACUGGCUUUGUUUGUUAUUCACAAAAACAGAAGAAAGCUCAAUUCUACCACACUCUACUCAAAGAAUCUGGUGAUCUCGGAUAUAUUUUUUGCCAUUGCGUCACCUACCAGAAUUGUAUACUAUGCCUUGGGGUUUGAUUGGAUAUUAGGAGAAGCAUUUUGUCGAAUAACUGCCCUUUUCCUUUACAUAAAUACUUAUGCAGGUGUAAACUUUAUGACUUGUUUGAGCGUCGACAGAUUUCUGGCGGUAGUUCAUCCACACCGUUUUAACAGGAUCCGGAGAGUGAGGACUGCGAGAAUCAUCUGCAUGGUGGUUUGGCUGCUUGUCUUUUUCCAAACAUUCCCUCUACUGCUACUGGAAAUGUCACACGUAGAGGAGCGAGAUGCCAAGAUUACCUGUAUGGAAUAUCCCAACUUUGAAAAAAUACCUAAUUUGCCAUAUAUGCUUCUUGGAGCAUGUCUCAUUGGAUAUUUCAUCCCUUUAAUAAUUAUACUGUUUUGCUAUUCCCAGAUAAGCUUAAAACUCUGCCAGACUGCAAAGAAAAAUCCACUGACAGAAAAAUCUGGCACCAACAAAAAAGCAACCAACACAAUCAUUUUGGUAAUUGUGGUGUUUUUUAUCUGCUUUACUCCUUAUCACAUUGUUAUUACACAGUAUAUGAUUAGAAAGUUACAAUACGAACCAGACUGCAGCGAGAAGCAGAUCUUUCAUUCCAUACUUCAUAUUACUGUGUGCCUCAUGAACCUUAACUGCUGCCUGGAUCCCCUCAUAUACUUUUUUGCAUGCAAAGGAUACAAAAAUCAGAUCAUGAAACUAUUAAAGAGGCAAGCCAGCAUAUCAUCCUCCAGUGCAACAAGACCAGCAGCUGACGGAAGCUCCCGUGAUAUAACCGAAGUAGUACAAUGCAUACCACUAACCCAUGACCCAAGUAACACACAUAGGACAACAAGGACAAUGGAAACAAAUAAGACCAAUAGUAAUAGUAAAAAAAAAAAAAUAACCCCAGCAUAAAAAUUGAACAAUGCAUUUGGAUUGCCCUACUAUGCUUAUAAAAGGUCAACAGAUAUUUACAAAAGGAUCCAAGGGUUACUUAGAAGAACCAACAGCCCAGUAUGGACAGCAUACAUUUAUUUUUAGAGGAUCCCAAUGGCAAGCAGUGUUGUUGACAAUGUAUAUAGCUAAACCACAAACAAAGCAACACAAAAUGAAUAACUAAGGACAAUGGAAGCAAAUAUCCAAAACAUUAAUGUAACCUAGACAUUAAAAAAAGAAGAUUAUGUAUCUAGUUUAUCUUACUUUGUUAAUGACAUAGUCUGCAUGAUAUAGGAUAAUUAUGACAAGUUAUAUUGCUCUUGGUGUCGCUCAAAGUAGAGGUGAAAGUAUAUUCUCACGUCCCAUAGCUAGGGGUGCAGGCUUAUCCUGACACUGACCCAGAGAGCUAGUGAAUAUAAAGAGGAAAGGAUUGCUGCUACUUCCGACCAGCCCAGGUGAACAAACCCCAAGACCCCUUUCACACUGGGGUGCUUUGCCGGUGCUAUAACGCUAAAAAUAGCGCCUGCAAAGCACCCUGAAACA
Molecule: messenger RNA, 1797 nt
Organism: Rana temporaria (common frog)
Lineage: Eukaryota; Metazoa; Chordata; Amphibia; Anura; Ranidae
Gene: GPR183
Product: G protein-coupled receptor 183
Exons: 2
Coding region: 106-1233 (375 amino acids)
Biological process (GO): G protein-coupled receptor signaling pathway
Cellular component (GO): membrane
Molecular function (GO): oxysterol binding; G protein-coupled receptor activity
Source: RefSeq, a predicted model, not a curated record